GCCACACGCACGCGGGCCCCACAAAUAAGGUAUCGUAUAAACAAAACGCGAAACGCUGAAAAGCUGGGAAGCAACAAAAAGUGUGAGUGUAUCGCCGGUGACAAUCGCAACUGCAGAGCUCUCGCUCUCCCCAGUCGAGAAACCGAGGCAUACCAGAGACACGAGCCCCAGCCCCAGUGAACAGAGCGGCAUUCUCAGUCAAACAACAAACGCAACUGAAGUAACAACGAGUCCGCGUACCGCCCCCUGAAAUAAAAGUGAAAUUCUACGAGUCCCGGUUUCCCGGUCGGUCCCCCAAGGAGUUACGCCUAAAUCCGAAACGAAAAUCCCCCAAAAGUUAUGAUAAUUGAGUGCCAAUUGUGCCCGGCUUAAUGUUCAAGCUGCCCAGCCGCGAGAGGUUCGGAGUCUGGGUGCAGCGCCUCCUCAUCAUCGCCCUGCACCUCUGGCACCGCAGCAGCAUGUCCUUUGCCCGUGGUCGCCAGGAGGCGCUCAAAUGGAUUAAGCGCCGCCUGGCCAGGAGACGAAGUAAUGCCGACACGAACACCGAGGCAGGGCGAGCAGAAGCAGCUGUUUCUGUUUCUGUUCCGGAUUCUGGUUGUGGCUCAGAAGCAGGAGCGGAAUUAGCCGAGAUCUUGGUGCUGAAUGACACGCAAAUCGAUGGAGACUCUGGGGAGAGGCCAGCUCAGGCGAUUCAGAUCCUAGAGUCCCCGCCAGCAACAGUCUUGACCAAUGACAGGGACAUGAAAGAGGUUAAAGCAGCGCCCAUUGCCCGCAACGAAGAGGUGGAUGAGGUGGAGGAAGAGGCUCUGGAGGUUUUGGAGGAUCCGGAGGUGGAGCAGCUGUCCGCGAACGCUAAUUAUGUGUGCUGUCGAUAUCCAACAACAACAACCUCCACUGCAUCAGAGGGCACUUUGAACCGCAGCAAGUCGCGGGUUCAAAAGUAUCUCAAGAAGUGCAAGCAGCGCCUAACGGGUCAGCAGCCAAAGACAACUCCAAAGACCACCACUACCACCAUCACCCUGGUAAGGAACGAACCAGCAGCACCUACAAGCAUCGGGGAGAGGGAAUCCGAUAAUGAGGAGCUACAGGAGGAGCUGGCAGCGGCGGAGGAGGCGGACCUGGCUGAGGACAGCCACGGCUCCUACUCGGAUGCCCUGCCCAUCGACUGUAGCUUGGAUGCUGGCCAGGAGCAGCAGGCGGUCGCCGACGAGCUGGAGCCGCCACACGAGGAAGUUCCACUGCAGGAAGAGCCUGGCAACAAAGGUAUCCCCAUACCAAUACCUACUGAGAGUACGAUCCCCCAGCUUCCCCAGCUGCCCGACGAUGUGGAGGCCACGCUGGGCCGGCUGAUUGACAGCCAUCUGUCGCACAUUUAUCCCGUCUACUGGGCACGCACGCGUGCGAUAUUAAUCGAGCAGGCACGUGAGCGGCUCGUGUGCGGAUUCGACGGCAGCCUGGCCCUCUUCGAGCAGCGAUUCCUAUGCAAAUUUGCGCAAAUUGCCGCCGCACUCCGGUCGGCCCAUCAAAUUGGCGAGUCCUGGUUAUGGCAUCCCGGCUGGCCGCUGGCAACGUCCAAUGGAGCGCUGGUGCUGCAGCUGAGCGACGCUGAGAUCGCGCACGCACUUCGCCCGGCGGAGCUGUAUCUCUGCAUCAAAUUGGAAGCAUCCGCGGAAAGCGAAGCGGACUCCAUCGCACGGCUCUAUGCUGUUUGGCGCUCGUCCCGCAAGGAGGAGAGCGUCCAGAGCCACUGCAUCGAUCACACGAAUCCCCGCCAGCUACCACUGAGCGUGCUUCAGCUGGAAAUGACCACGGCAGCGGCAGCCCUAAUGGCGGCAGACAGCGGCGAACUGCCGCAGCUGCUGCAGAAUCUGCUGGUGAGCGUGGAGCGCAGCAUCGAGCGGGUGUCGCUCAACGAGCUGCAGCUGCAGAUGCAUCCAGGCGAGGAUCUGCUGGAUGAGGCCAACAAUAAUGGCUGCAGUCACGGCCAGAGCUUGGUGGGAUCGCCCAAGUGCGCACUGCGGCGCAGCGAUUUGAUUACCAAAAACAAACUCUUCAACAGCCGGUACAUGCUCCGGCGCCUGACCAACCGGCAGGAUAGCAUGAACUCCACUUCGUCGGGCAACAGCAAUGUGAGCGACAGGAGCAGCAGCUCCAGCUCUGGGUCCAGUGCCGGCGAGGAGCUGCAAAGCAGCAGCAAUGAGGCGAAGAAGCGGAACAGCAAUGGCAACGAGGCCAGCGGAGUGUCCACCUCGCCGGCUCUACCUCUCUUCUGUCUGGGAAACUCAUUUCCGCACAUUGAUAGCGACGAGGAGCCGAGCGACUGCGGCGGAGUGGAGAAGCACCACAGUCUGGAUACUUGCGAGACGGAGCUACUGCCACCCAGCUCGAUUGGCGAGCUGCCCGAGAAACUGCUGACCAGCGGCGUCUACCUACCAGGCACACGCACCCUCCGAGGCGACCCACUUGUGAGCGUGGACGCGGCCUGUGUGGCGUCCGCCGGCCUCAAUUGCUAUGAGCUGGCCACGCUGCUUCUCUACUACAGCACAAUUCCGGAGCGCAGCUCCAGCUCCUGUCCGCGUUCCACCCCGACAACACCCGGAACGACGGCAACAAUCAAUGGCCAUAAAAGCGCGGAGCAACUGCAGCAACAGCAGCAGCAACAGCAACAGCAACAACCCGCCCAACAGACAUUUACCAUUUUAAUUGCCAUCGAGAAGUCUCAACAUUUAUGCGUAAUCGACUUAAUUUGCCAAAGUCUCAGACUCUUAGCCAAGCAAAUUGGCAAUUGUGAAAUUUUGGCCAUUUGCAGCGAUCCAAGUCUGUUGCAAUUGUGCAACGAACAGCAGCAACAGAAGCAGCAGAACAAUAACAGUGAUCACCAGGAGCCGUCGCCGUCGUCGUCGUCGUCGCAUUUGGUUAAAUUCAUUAGCGUGGACCAAGUCACGACAAGUGUUGCGCCAUCACAGCUCCCCGCCGCCUGCCUGAUGCCCUCCGUGCCCGCCCUCGCGGCGCUACCCGGCUGCGGGCAGCGGCAUCACGACACGGCCAAGUGGCGCGAGUUCUUCGCCCAGCUGGAGGCCUUCCAGCGGCAGUGCUCCCUGGCCGGCGGCAGGCUGGUGACGGCCCUCAGCGACAUACGCGCCGCCGAUCUUCAGGGAUUGCCCACGCGCCGCCAGCUCUACGGCCAGCAUCGGGCUCUUAGUCGUGCGCUGAUGGACUCGCAGCUGCAUAGCCUCCGCAAGAUGGGCGCCGGCCAGUUGGCCCGCCUGCAGGAGCUGGCCAGGGGCAUCACCUCUGCCCCAGCACCGGCUACUUCAUCUGGCCAAAGGAUGAGCACAUCUCAGCCUCCGUCCCCGACUGCUUCGGUCUCCUUGAGCACAUCCCUCAAUGCGGAUGCCGCCUGCAAGCUACGCAAGGUGACUCUUCUUUUCAACGAAGUGGAUCGCGCCGCCCAGCGACUGGAGCAGCUGACGGAGCAGCGAAGGGAGCGCCUCAGGCAGCUGACCAGGCAACGUGCCCUCGAGGAUGAGAUCAAUGAGGUCACCUCGUGGCUGGGCAGCGAUGGAGCGGAUAAUCUGCAAAAGUUUUCGCAGUUGCAAUGGGACAACGAGUCGCAGCUGAGGACCCAAGAGCAGGAGUUUGAAAAAUACUAUUUUAUAGCAAUGAAACACCUGGCCAAGGGACGCGAUCUGCAUGCCGCCGCCCUCAAGGUGUCCGUUUUAAACGAGAGCGCCAACAACCUGAAGACCGCCUUGGAUCAGUUUGCCCAGAAACUGGAGCUGGCCCACGAACGCUACGAGGCGGCUGCCCGUCUGCUUCACCUGCUCACCCAACACCAGCGGGAGGCCGCUGCCCGCGAGGAGCUGCAACGGCUGGCGGAUCAGCUGGGCGCCUCGGCCCUGUUGGAGAAGCACUGGCCGGCCAUGCGUAAGAGUCACUCCCUGCCGGCGGCCAGUAGCACACCCGCUCCCGCCGCCGGCAAGAGGGUGAGCUACCGCUGCAGUUCGGCCAGUGGCAGCUCCUUCGAGGGGGGACCCUCGAGCAGCAGUUGCAGCUGCUGGCGAGAGAGUCGCAACCUGGAUGACAUGGACCAGAUGGAGGAGGAGGAGGAGCUGGAUCGCAGCUGUGGUGAGGGAGAGGAGCAGCAGUCCAAGAUUGCCGACUCCGGUGUGGGCGUCUGCGACAAUUGCGAACGCAACCCGAAGCUGGCCAGGAUCUGCUCCUGCCAGAGUCUCAACGAAAAGAGUCACGACGAGCUUAUGGAGGACGAGUGCUUCGAUAGACCGUCCAAGCGCUACAUGGACAUGCACUCGCCCAUGGAGGCAAACGCCCAUCUGCAGUGCCAUGGGUCCAGUUUGGAGCUGCCCAAGCUGGAAGAGCUAAGCUGCCUGGAUCCCAAGAUACAAAAAACGCUUCUAUUGAUCAUGCGCGAAAUGAUUGGUACCGAACGCGACUACGUGCGCUCCCUGUACUACGUGAUCGAGAACUACAUAGACGAACUGCUGCGCGAGGACAUUCCGCAGCCGCUGCGGGGACAGCGCAAUGUGAUUUUCGGCAACAUCGAGAAGAUCUUCGAAUUCCACAACUCACACUUCCUGGGCGAACUGGAGCGGUACGAGCUGAAUCCGUUGAAGGUGGGAGCUGCCUUCCUGGAAAUGGAGUCCAAGUUCUAUCUGUAUGCGCUGUACAACAAGAACAAGCCUAAAAGCGACACCUUGCUGAGCGAAUACGGCAGCUCCUUCUUCAAGCCCAAGCAGAUCCAGCUCCAGGAUAAACUGGAUCUGGCCUCCUACCUCCUGAAGCCAGUUCAGCGGAUGGGCAAGUACGCUCUGCUUCUCCAGCAAUUGGUCAAGGCCUGCCGUAGUGUCGAAGGUGCCGCUCUGCAAGAGAUUGCCGCGGAUGUUGAGGAGCUGCAGCGAGCAGAGGAAAUGGUCAAGUUCCAGCUACGACAUGGUAAUGAUCUGCUGGCCAUGGACUCACUACGCGACUGUGAUGUCAAUGUCAAGGAGCAGGGCCGAUUGCUGCGCCAGAACGAGUUUCUUGUGUGGCAAGGACGCGGCGGCAAGAAGACGCUGCGUCAGGUGUUUCUCUUCGAGGAACUGGUGCUCUUCAGCAAGGCGCGUCGCUUUCCCGACCACAAGAAUCUGGACAUCUACAUCUACAAGAACAGCAUCAAGACCUCGGAUAUAGGACUGACAGCGCACACCGGCGACUCGGCCACCAAAUUUGAGAUAUGGUUCCGCAAGCGAAAGCCCGACGAUACCUGGAUGCUGCAGUGCAUGUCGGAGGACAUCAAAAACUCCUGGACCGAGGAAAUCUCCAAACUGCUCUGGAAGCAGGCGAAACGAAACCGAGAAAUUCGUCUGGCGGAGAUGUCCUCGAUGGGCAUAGGCAGCAAGCCUUGCCUUGACAUUCGGCCCAGCAACAACCAGAUCAGCGAUCGCUCCAUUCCCCUGGCGCAGUUAAACAAGACUCCCAAGCUGCGUCACUCGGAGCCCGGCAAGGGCAGCAUGCGGCGACCCAAUUCCCUAAUCUCGGAGAGCUCUCUGUCCAGCGGUACUAGCACCACCAGUGGCUCUUCCAUCAGCGGUGCCUCGUCUUCCGGCCACCACGAUGGAGGCGGUCGGCAUAGCCUGCACUUUGGCAAGCUGCCGGGACCACACAACACUAGUUCCGCCAAUAACUGCAGUGCCACCCUGGAGUUGAUUAACGAAACGCAGGCCCUGAAGCUGGUCAAGUCCUCAAGUGGCGGAGGGAUCAAGGGCUCUGAGCCCGCCGACUCUGAGGGAGGCAGCAGUUCUGGUCUCGCAGCAGGAACUGGAAAAGUUCAAGGACUCGGGAGCAGCAAACGACACCACAAACGAUCGACCACCAUUGUCAGCCAGCUGUCCAUGGAGAGCGGCAUUGUCUCCGACAUGUUCGUCACCCCGGACCAGGAGCAGUCAGCGGCGGAGAGUAGCCGGAGCAGCUGGUCCACGUCCACGUCGGCCACGGCAUCAGCAGCGUCCACGUCGAGUGCCUCCACGGUGAUCCUGCGACGCUAUCGGUCCUACGCGCAUGCGGCGGAGUCUGCCAGUCCAGACGGCGGCAAAUAGAAGGAGCUCCUGGAGCGAGAGAGAGAGCAGCGAAUCUAGGAUUAGUAAACCCCAUUUAUAGCUUUAGCAGAACGGUUUCAUCAUCGGAUCCAGAUAGAAGCAUUACGAUCGAACGCUAAUUUUAUUUCAUUAUUUUUGUUAUUUAUUAUUUAUUACCCUCUAUAUUUCCGUUAAUUUGUCGUAAUCGGUGCAGAAACCCGAUUGAAUUGGUUGAAUUCAGCGUGUCAAUGUCGAAGCCCCAGUCCACACAAUCGAACGAUCCACACACCACCACCACCCACAGAGCACCACCAGUGCCCAGCAUAUCCGAAUCGAAGUUCAUUACGUACAGUUAGUUGAUAUGUAACCUAAGUGCCUACAUUUAAAUAAGGGUAAACGAAAGUAAAAAUAAAUCUACGAUAUACAAGUGUAUCUUUAAAUAGUUGUAAGCCAAAACUUAAAUUCAAUAAAUGUUGCUUCAAUGUA
This is a messenger RNA of Drosophila kikkawai, 6560 nucleotides long. It is a transcript of the gene Pura, whose product is annotated as Puratrophin-1-like. Gene Ontology annotation, molecular function: guanyl-nucleotide exchange factor activity. The record is from RefSeq and is a predicted model, not a curated record. Lineage: Eukaryota; Metazoa; Arthropoda; Insecta; Diptera; Drosophilidae.